Messenger RNA from Didymodactylos carnosus, 699 nucleotides. The record is from the annotation of a GenBank genome assembly. NCBI's taxonomy places the organism in Eukaryota, Metazoa, Rotifera, Eurotatoria, Philodinida, Philodinidae.
AUGAACGAUUCUGAAUCGGUAAAAAGUGAUGAUGGUUUAAAAACAAAGGACUCAAUUCGAUGUUUAGUCGUUGGAGAUGGAUUUGUUGGAAAAACAUCUUUAUUACAUGUUUAUGUUAAUGGCACAUUUCCAGAAACUUACGAGCCAACUGUAUUCGAUAAUUAUGCGGUUUCAGUUAAACAUCGUAAAAAAUUGUAUAAUAUGGAACUUUACGAUUCUGCGGAAGAAUGGGAUCAAUUGAGAAUGAUGAUGUAUCCUCAAACAAAUGUAUUUCUUGUUUGUUAUUCAUGUGUUCAACCAGCUAGUUUUGAUAAUGUUGAAAAAAAAUGGAUACCUGAACUUCGACAAUAUUCACCGAAAGCACUAAUUAUACUUGUUUGUACAAUGAUCGAUCUACGUAGUAAUCGCGAACACAUUGAACGUUUAAAAACUAUUGAAAAAAGUCAUCCAGUUACUCAACAAGAAGGCAUGAAUUUAGCACGAAAAACAAAUUGUGAUGGUUUUAUUGAAUGUUCAUCCAUCAUACAAUUUAAUGUCAAUGAUAUUUUUACAACUGUUGUUAGUUUAUUUCAUAAAAAGCGUUAUCAUCGUGGACAAAAAAAAUUAUCAUCAUCAUCGCAACAUCGAAAAUUACGUAAUCCAUGUAGAACUAUUUGUUGUUGCACAAAUGUUAAACGGUCAAAUAUGGGUGAUGAAUGA